AUGAAUGGUGAGCUCAAGUUCCAUCUGCAAACAUCUUCGACAGUCCGAAUUGUCCAGAAUUCUGUUACCGUAGUGUACGGGCACAAUGACCUGCCAAUACGGCGAAUGGGUAAUGUUUCGCUGGUACAAGCCUAUCAGGUUGAGAAACAGUAUUCCUCGCCUUGGCUGCCGUCAGCAUCAGCACAUCUCGCUAAAGACAGCAAAAUGCCAUCGUCGCAUCUGACUCUCUACGUAAGCACAAGCACACUUGGCAGUGAAGGUGCAGGGGACGGGCCGGAGGAGUUGGCGUGGGGUGAUCCCAGCUCGUGGCUUGAACCAGCGUUCGGAUGGCAACCGGAUGCGGAGUACAGAGUCUUUGCACGACUGGUUCGAAUCCUGGGUUGGUGUUGA
Molecule: messenger RNA, 390 nt
Organism: Plenodomus lingam JN3
Lineage: Eukaryota; Fungi; Ascomycota; Dothideomycetes; Pleosporales; Leptosphaeriaceae
Source: RefSeq, a predicted model, not a curated record